UGGUGUUACGGACUCGCGUCGUCGCCGAUCGACGGCAGUCGUGUGUGAGAGUGGAGGACGACACCCGCCUCCCGAGAAGGAAAAAGAUGUCGCUACUCGCCGCAUCUUCCACUGCCUUCUCGAAGCUUUCCCAUCAAUCUCCUCUCCGCCGCACGAGUGCGUCUACCGACAGCAGGAGUCCUCCUCCCCAUGGCCGCGUCGUCGUGGUCCGGGCAUCUCCAGUGCCCGCAGCUGACGGCGUCGAGUUGGAAGGGGAGCUGGAGCUGCCUCGGUGGGCGGGGGAGACCUCGCUCUCCCGCUUCAUCGGGGCCCUCAUCUCCUUCAAGCCUCUCUUCUCGGUCAUGAAGCUCGGGGCACGGCAGCUCCUCAUCGGUAAUGCGGAGAAGGCGAAUAUACCGUGGAGGGAGAUGACGAAUGAGAUUCUGAAUUCGGACGUUUACAAGGAGAUGGAGAGCGUCCAAAAUCCGUCUCUGGUUUAUCCGGAUUAUUAUCUAAAUCCAUUUCAUGCAUAUGAUGAAGGGAACCUAUCUUGGCUGGCAGCUGCAGAGGCAGAAGCUGCAACCAUGUCCAUUGCAAAAUUAGCAGUACCUGAUGCCCCUACAGUUGAUGAAGCAAAUAAAAUUGUACGCGGCAAUUGGUUGAAGGCAAUUGAAAUUCACCUUAAACAAUAUUCAGGGAAUUCAGAGACCAAUGAUAUUUUAGACAUUGGUUGCUCUAUAGGAGUUAGCACACGGUACCUUGCUGAAAUGUUUCCUUCAGCUAAUGUUACUGGGUUAGAUCUGUCUCCUUACUUUCUGUCUGUUGCGCAAUACAAGGAAAAGAAAAAAGCUGCAAGGAUCAAGCCUAUUAGGUGGAUCCAUGCUAAUGGUGAAUGUACAGGGUUACCUUCAAAAUCAUUCGACCUAGUCUCACUAGCUUAUGUGCUUCAUGAAUGCCCUCAACAUGCAACAAUUGGAUUAGUGAAUGAAGCUUUUCGCCUGCUCCGACCUGGAGGAACAAUUGCUGUGACAGACAACUCGCCCAAGUCCAAGGUACUUCAGAUUCAAAAAUUUGCAGGAACUCUCCCCAGCGAAGUUCACGUUGCUCAAAAGCACAGAGCCGUUCCUCGAUGAAUACUAUCUUUUGGAUUUAGAGAAGACAAUGAGAGAUGCUGGAUUUGUUAGCGUCAGGACAAUUAUGACGAGUCCCAGACACAGAACUGUUACAGCAACAGUGCCUCACUGUUAGAUAGCACUCUCAUGUCCUUCACAAAUAUAAUGAGUAUUAAAUUGAAAUGUAUGUAUAUUUGUGUUGAAUUUUAUUUUCAGUGAUUAUAUUAUUAGAUAACAUUUUCUUUCAAUACAUGUACGUCUGUACUGAGAGUAUUACUUUAGACGAGAAAAUCCGAAAUAAUUAGAAAUUAAUAUCUUUGUUAUUCUUAUUA
This is a messenger RNA of Musa acuminata AAA Group (dessert banana), 1423 nucleotides long. Its product is annotated as methyltransferase FFUJ_09178. The record is from RefSeq and is a predicted model, not a curated record. The transcript is spliced from 8 exons. Lineage: Eukaryota; Viridiplantae; Streptophyta; Magnoliopsida; Zingiberales; Musaceae. Gene Ontology annotation, molecular function: S-adenosylmethionine-dependent methyltransferase activity. The coding region runs from base 87 to 1112 and encodes 341 amino acids.